CCACACCAGCAAAUCCAUUUCUUCACUGUCUGAAACCCUAAAUCACCAUUGACGCACAUUUUCUUCCCAAGAUGAUGAAAAAGGUCAUAGCUUCCGUUCUCUUCUUCAUGGUGAUGGGUUCUGUUCUUGUGGAGGCUCGUCCGCUCGGCUUACCAGAGGCCGGGGAGAAGCUUGUGGCCGGUUUUUUCGACGGUCUGUCGCUCGGAUCCAUCAAGCAAUCUGGUCCGAGUCCGGGCGAAGGUCAUAAAUUCACGGACCGAAGGAAUACACUCGGAAGUAUUAAGCCCUCGGGUCCUAGCCCGAGUGGUCCUGGUCACUAAUGUAUCGGUGGUUCGCCCGCUUUGCAGCAUACGUUCCGGUUUAACGGCUACCGGUGUCUCACUCCAUUGUUUUUUUUUUCCUUCUAUUUAUUUAUUACAUUUCUUUAAUUAAUUAAUACAUUAUAUAUUCAGGCUCAUUAGUAUAGAUUAUUUUUUUAUACGUUCACCACAGAGCAGGAAAGAGUCACUGGCCGCGUUUUAUAUCAUAUAUGAUUUUUUUUGUUAAUUAUUUGAAUAUUUGUUAUUACACAA
Messenger RNA from Tarenaya hassleriana, 572 nucleotides. RefSeq lists its product as uncharacterized. NCBI's taxonomy places the organism in Eukaryota, Viridiplantae, Streptophyta, Magnoliopsida, Brassicales, Cleomaceae. The transcript has a single exon. The record is from RefSeq and is a predicted model, not a curated record. The coding region runs from base 72 to 320 and encodes 82 amino acids. Gene Ontology annotation, biological process: innate immune response; regulation of developmental process.